This is a messenger RNA of Penicillium alfredii, 990 nucleotides long. RefSeq lists its product as uncharacterized. Bases 1 to 990 code for a protein of 329 amino acids. The record is from RefSeq and is a predicted model, not a curated record. The transcript has a single exon. NCBI's taxonomy places the organism in Eukaryota, Fungi, Ascomycota, Eurotiomycetes, Eurotiales, Aspergillaceae.
AUGGGUGGACCCUACGCUUCUCAAACCGCCCAAGUCGGCGGCCUACCCACCAUCCCCGUCGACGUGCCCGUAUGCUCCGUCUUCCUGGUCCUAUUCCUCGUCGCCGCCAUCGCACACAUGACCCUGUUCCAGCGCAACCUCAAACGGAACCACAAGUUUAUCCCCUCAGCUGCAACCUUCGGCUUGUGCAUGUCGCGGCUCAUCGCCAACGCCAUUCGCAUCGCCUGGGCCUGUCACCCGACCAACGUGCGCCUCGCCAUCGCUGCACAAAUCUUUGUCGCCGCCGGCGUCGUCAUACUGUUUAUCCUGAACCUGUUGUAUGCACAACGCAUACUGCGCGCUGCGUUUCCGCGCCUGGGCUGGUCGCAGCCCGUGUCCCUUGCCUUCAAGGCUCUCUACUUCGUUGUCGUCUUGUCUAUCAUCAUGGUCAUCACUGUUACCAUCCAGUCGGUCUAUACUCUCAACAGCAAUACCCACCGCAUCGACCGCGCUGUCCAGCUAUACGGCUCGACGUAUUUCGCCAUCGUCUCGUUCCUCCCGUUGCCCAUUGUCCUCGGUGUUCUACUCUUCUCGCAUGGAAAGAAACCAGUCGAUCCCUUUGGUACGGGGUCGUGGUAUGCAAAAGCGUCCAUUAUCAUUGUCGUCGCCGUGCUGCUGUGUCUCGGUGCCUCGUUUCGCGCUGGCACGAGCUGGAUGACGCCGCGACCACUCUCCAACCCGGCUUGGUACCACCACAAGGCCUGUUUCUAUGUUUUUGACUUUGGGAUUGAUCUUUCUGUCGCGGCUAUCUUCUUUGUGGCUCGUGUUGAUCGCCUGUUCUAUAUUCCUGAUGGGAGCUCCAAGGUGCACCAUUAUGGCGGUGUGAUUAGUACGAUCAGUGAGGACAAGGGUGCUUGUGGUGCUACUCCGAGUCCGAAGAGCAGUGAGAUUCGGGCUGGUCGUGAUCUUGAGGGUGGCGAUGUCCCUCGGGGCUCUCUUUCUGUAUUAUAG